UAGGCACAGUAAGAUGAUAAAUGAGAAGCAAGUCAAAUCACCUCGGUCACAAACAUUCCCAGUCUCUGAGGAUGAGGAACUCCUCAAAUUCUGGACGCCCAUUAUGGAAGAAUUAGAAGCCAAAGAAGCAGAAUAUAACCACCAACAGGGAGAGGCAGAGGCAGCUUCUGACCGAAAGAGAAAGAGAAUACAAGGCAAUCUUGUAAUUGAAGCUGGUGAAGGUAGUACAAUCCUCCCUCUGGAACCAGAGCCAAAGCUAGCUGAACCAAGUAGCAAGCAGAACAAUGCUGAACAAAGCAAGCUUCCUGAGCCAAAGUUGCCAAGCAACUUGACAAGAAAAAGGCGAGUGUGUCGACAAAACACAGGCAUAUCUUCCUUAGUUCGAUCUUACUGUUUCGAACCUGCAUAUGAGAACUCCAUGUUGAACUUGCCAAGCACUCCAGUAUUUCAGAGCCAACAACCAGCUGUUACAACCUCUAGAUUUUCCCUUGGAAUUUCUAGGGAGAUGGAAACCUGGAGAAAAAGGGACAUCCAAAUGGAUGGAAUUCAAAUGUCUGCUGGAUAUAGAGGAGACAAAAAUGCUUGGCCUGCAGUAGCUGAACCAAGGAAAACAACUCUUCCAUCAAUGCUUGCACUUGGUGGAUUUCAACCCAUGAGAACAACUUUGUCAUCAAUGACUGCGACUCCAGCUUUGGGUUCAAAGCUGUCUCCUGCCAUGGCAAAUAUUCCUAGAUAUUUCUGUAAUAAUGAAGCUUUGUCAUCCCCAUCUUCAAGUAAACAACUGGUUGCAUGGACCAACAUCAGAGGAAAUAUUGAAUUUGUUGUGUCUCUGCUCAAGGAAUGGCCUGUGGCAACUGAAGCCAUUGAAGCCUUUCUUGAUGAAAUAGAGGCCAAGGAAAAGACUGUGGGGUGUAGCUUCAAACGCUUCAGGGAUGGUGUGCGUCAGGUAAUAGAUGUUAUCAGAAGGAACCAGUCCGCUAGUGUGAAGUUGAUGGCAGAAGAAAUGACCUCAAAGAAGUUAAGUGAGAUUUAUAGACAAUGCAAAUUGAACGCCAUCCAUGGAGCAGUGCAUUUGGAAAGGAAGCCGAGUUCUGAUCAAGGAGAACACAUGCAGUGUAUGGUUUCUGCUUCGGAAAGGGAACUGAAGGAAGAGAAGGUUAAAUUGGCUGUGUAUGAAAAGAGAUCUCAGAGACAAGAAAAGGAAAUAAGGAUGGCAGCAUCAAAUACGAUCUCAGAUAAAAUUGGGAAGGCUGAAAGAGAACAUAGAGAGCUGGAUAUGCCCCAAGCCUUGUUCCCUUUCAAGCUAUUUGGAAACAAUCUGGUCGCCACCUUUCAAAAUAACAUCAUUCCAUGACUAUGAACUUUGGGUAUCAUGAGAACUCAAGGUGAAACUAGAACUGAAGGAAAGAAAAAGGAAAUGUAGCAAUGUUCUUACUUCAAUUUCUUGGAGCAUUUGGCUUCUAUCAGUCGAUAUCUUUGUUGGGCAAUCAUGAUGUGAUAUUCUUACAAAUGUGCAAUUCUUCUUUGUAGUUCAAUGAAAGAAUUGGUCCUGUAUUUAAGUUCAUCUUGCGUAUAUGUAAUACACACAUUUUAUUGAAACCAAUCAAUGGAUGGAUUAGACAAACUGCUUACACA
Messenger RNA from Elaeis guineensis (African oil palm), 1635 nucleotides. RefSeq lists its product as uncharacterized. The record is from RefSeq and is a predicted model, not a curated record. Lineage: Eukaryota; Viridiplantae; Streptophyta; Magnoliopsida; Arecales; Arecaceae.